Molecule: messenger RNA, 705 nt
Organism: Ostertagia ostertagi
Lineage: Eukaryota; Metazoa; Nematoda; Chromadorea; Rhabditida; Trichostrongylidae
Source: the annotation of a GenBank genome assembly
AGCUGGCCUAGCGGUUGGACUCCAGUUCCAGUGCACACUCUCCCAACUGACGAAGAUCAUGCUGGCAACGUCUUCGCUCCAUGUCCUCGAGCUGUACAGCUGGAUGAUGAAUUACAGAAUAGUAAAGAAUUCAAACAAAUCGCUGAAGACAACAAGGAUUUCCUCGAGUAUCUUUCGAAGUAUACAGGAAUGAAGGUUGAGCUCCCAAUUAUCUACCUCAUUAACGAUGUGCAUCAUAUUGAGACGAUCUACAAUAUGAGCCAGCCAAAAUGGAUGACCCACGAGGUCUCAAAGCGACUUCGCAAUCUCACUUCCCUUGUCAACGAGUACACUUAUGGCAUUGGAGACCCAUACGUGCCGGAGUUGAUCCGUUUGAGAGGGGGACCAAUGCUUCGUACUCUCGUUGAUCUUAUGAAUCACAAGAUGGACUGUCUCAAUAGCUCCAAGCAACGAACUGAAUGCAAUUGGAUCAAACCUCUCAAAUACUAUGCUUACUCCGCGCACGACACAACGGUGGCUGCGUUGCUGUCGACAUUUGGUGAUGAGAUGGAGGUGAUCCGUGGUGGUCUGCCAAGUACACCGCAUCCGUGGCCAUUGAACUUUGGACUCUCGAAGGAGAAGGACCAGCUGUCAGGAUCCUCUUCCAUGGCGCUUUCCACCACAACUACCACACAAUCACUCACCUCACGAAAGGCUGUCCCAUAG